Oryza sativa Japonica Group (Japanese rice) is the source of this 2236-nucleotide messenger RNA. RefSeq names its product probable protein phosphatase 2C 28. Gene Ontology annotation, biological process: peptidyl-threonine dephosphorylation. The record is from RefSeq and is a predicted model, not a curated record. Lineage: Eukaryota; Viridiplantae; Streptophyta; Magnoliopsida; Poales; Poaceae. Gene Ontology annotation, molecular function: protein serine/threonine phosphatase activity; cation binding.
GAGUGAAGGGGAUACUACUGAUUAACCCUACACCGGCCACCACCAGUCACACAACACAACAAUUUAGGAUUGGUAGAGCCCAUCUCUGAGCCCUGCCUUGCUGGCCCUGAGCUCUCUCUUGCUGCUUCUUUUAAUGGGUUUUUUGUCUCCUUGGAUUUGUGCUUGUGCUCACCUGGGCGUGGAGUUCUCUGCAUGAGAGAGAGAGAGAGAGAGAGAGAGAGAGAGAGAGAGAGAGAGAGAGAGAGAGGACACCUCUGAGCUGUUUCUUCAACAAGUCUUCAAGAUUUGGCAGAGCUACUGAGAGAGAGCAAAGGAGAGGAGGGCUAUAGGGAAAAAAGUAUUUUUUUUUUGGGGGUACAAAUUUCUUGCUUGAUUCUCUUCGAUCCCGGAGAGCAGCCACCAGUUGAGGCACAAUCCUUGCUGUUCGUGUGCCUGGGUUUGAUAGCUGUCCAGAUCUGCGGCACUUGCCCGAUAGAUUCCAAGAAUCCGAGCACAAACUCUCGUUUGCUGCGAAAAGUGGCUUCGAUUGCCCUUGCAUGAUCUAAUUCUCGGAUGAUGCCGCGUGAUACGAGUUAUUGGGAUGAAAUAGUAGGUGGAAUAAGUUGAGCAAUACGGUGGAGAUAAGAGAGAUAGCUUGUGUCUCGUGAUGCCAUCAAGAAACUGCGUGGAGGAGGAGGAGAGUGUGAGAUGAAGGAUGCUGGCCGCGGUGAUGGACUACUUCAGGUCCUGCUGGGGCCCGCGAUCUCCGGCCGGUCACCGGGUCAGGGGCUCCGACGUCGCCGGCCGGCAAGACGGGCUCCUGUGGUAUAAGGACGCCGGCCAGCUGGUCACCGGGGAGUUCUCCAUGGCUGUGGUUCAGGCCAACAACCUGCUGGAGGACCAGAGCCAGGUGGAGUCCGGCGCGCUCUCCAUGGCCGAGCCCGGCCCUCAGGGCACCUUCAUCGGCGUCUAUGAUGGCCACGGCGGCCCGGAGACGGCGCGGUUCAUCAAUGACCACAUGUUCCACCAUCUCAGGAGAUUUGCAACUGAGCACAAGUGCAUGUCAACCGAUGUGAUUCGGAAAGCUUUCCAAGCAACUGAGGAGGGCUUCCUUUCUCUAGUCAGUAAGCAAUGGUCCUUGAAGCCUCAGAUUGCAGCAGUAGGAUCUUGCUGCCUAGUUGGUGUUAUUUGCUCAGGGACUCUCUAUGUUGCGAACCUUGGAGAUUCGCGUGCUGUUCUUGGGAGAUUUGUCAAGUCCACUGGGGAAGUUGUGGCAACGCAGCUAUCAUCAGAACACAACGCGUGCUAUGAGGAAGUUAGACAAGAAUUGCAGGCAUCACAUCCUGAUGAUCCACAAAUUGUUGUCCUAAAACACAAUGUUUGGCGUGUCAAGGGCCUCAUCCAGAUCUCAAGAUCUAUUGGCGAUGUAUAUCUAAAAAGACCAGAAUAUAACAGAGAACCUCUUCACAGCAAGUUUCGACUUCGGGAAACCUUCAAAAGGCCGAUUCUUAGUUCUGAACCUGCAAUUGCUGUACACCAAAUACAACCAAAUGAUCAUUUUGUUAUAUUUGCUUCUGAUGGUCUAUGGGAGCACCUCAGUAAUCAGGAAGCAGUUGACCUUGUCCAAAAUAAUCCUCGUAAUGGGAUUGCUCGAAGACUAGUUAAAGUCGCAAUGCAAGAAGCAGCCAAGAAGAGGGAGAUGAGAUACUCAGACCUCAAGAAAAUUGAUCGUGGCGUGAGGCGUCAUUUCCACGACGAUAUAACCGUCAUUGUGGUGUUUCUUGAUUCGAAUGCCAUAAGCAAAGCAAACUGGAGCCGAGGUCCUUCUGUUUCCCUGAGAGGGGGUGGUGUCACCCUCCCUGCAAAUUCCCUUGCGCCUUUCUCAACUCCCACGGUGUUAAGCAGCACCUAUUGAAGGAGCUAUACUGCAAAGAACAUGAACAUCUACAGUAACACAGAUGGAGGUGAAAGCAGCUGCCGUUAUCAACUGUACUGUACUCCUUCUGUGUUGCUCUUAUGAAACUGUUUAGACCCCACCUGGUAAUUAGUGUACUGAUAGCGAGGUAUAAGAUUAGAUUAUUCCUUAGCAACGCAAUCUUUUUUUUCUUUUCUUUUUCUUUUUCCUUCUUUAUUCUUAUCCUUUCUCUUACCCACGAGAGAACAGGUGGUUGUAAAUUGCCCAGAACACCUUUUUCGUAAUAGUCCAUCAUAUCCCCUUUUUUCGUGUUGAUAAUGAAGGCAUUGCUAAAAGUUUUAA